AUGCUUUGCCCAGCGCUUCUCCGGGUUGGGCGGCUGCCGCUGUCCCGAGGCCUGCUCACCCUGGGGCACCACUCCCGUCUCCCCACCGCUCCCUGUCUCCUCUACCGCCGGGGCCUGGCUUAUGUGCAGGGCCAGAGCCCCGAGCCCCGGGUCCGAGAGUAUUUCUAUUACAUCGACCACCAGGGCCAGCUGUUUUUGGACGAUACCAAAGUGAAGAAUUUCAUCACCUGCUUUAAAGACAGACCGUUUCUGGUGUUUUUCUUCAAGCGGCUGAAAAGGAACGCGACCGGCCGCUACCAGGAGGAUUUCCCUUACGUCUCGCCCUGCGGCCCAGAGAGGAAUUUCAUUCGCUGCGAUGACCGCCCCAUCGUAUUCACUCACUUGGUGGGCGACGCAGCCUCGGGGGAUCACCUCCUAUCCUACUGUGGGGGAGGGGAGAAGCUGGCGGUGAAGUUUGACCCGGAGAGACUGGUGAUGUUACCGGAGAACGGACGGGUUUAUCACCCGGCUCCUGAGAAAUGUGGCGGGGUCGGGCUCGUGAAAUCCUCCCUCGCCUUUGAGCUGAGCCCCUGUUUUGAAUACAGCAACGCGUCCUGCGGCGAGCCGCCAUCUUACUUUAACUGGAACAAUAACCGCUACGCGCUCACCAACGAGCUGAUAAAACUCAUCCGAGGCGAGCCGUGCGACUUGGCCUGAGGGCCUUCUUUGUUUUUCUUGGCACUAUGGCACGUGUGCACCUUAGAAACACGGUGUUGAUCUAUACAUUUAGUUAAGCUGAAGGGGGCGCAUGCGCUUUAAUACACCAUUCAGCUUGGGGUCUAUUCACAAACUUGGGGGAGAGCUCCCCAACUUCACUGCGCAUUAGGAAGGGCUGAC
Messenger RNA from Spea bombifrons (plains spadefoot toad), 876 nucleotides. RefSeq names its product chromosome 5 C8orf82 homolog (gene C5H8orf82). The transcript has 3 exons. NCBI's taxonomy places the organism in Eukaryota, Metazoa, Chordata, Amphibia, Anura, Pelobatidae. Bases 1 to 696 code for a protein of 231 amino acids. The record is from RefSeq and is a predicted model, not a curated record.